Molecule: messenger RNA, 1264 nt
Organism: Cucurbita pepo subsp. pepo (vegetable marrow)
Lineage: Eukaryota; Viridiplantae; Streptophyta; Magnoliopsida; Cucurbitales; Cucurbitaceae
Product: transcription repressor OFP2
Biological process (GO): negative regulation of DNA-templated transcription
Molecular function (GO): DNA binding
Source: RefSeq, a predicted model, not a curated record
CAAGCAGAGGCAAGUAACCGGGUGAGAGAAAUAGUAUUUGGAUGGGAAAUUAUAGGUUUAGGCUAUCGGAUAUGAUGCCCAAUUCCUGGUUUUACAAGCUGAAAGACAUGGCCAUUAUUAGGCGAAGAAACCAAAAAAAGGAGCCUUCUUCAACUUCCUCCACUCACCCACCCCAGGUUCUUCUUCAUUCUCACCCAAGAAAAUCCCAUCAUUUCACUAGACAACUUGCUGCCGCCAGAGAAUCUAAUAACUCCCCGGCUGACCCACCCAGAAAAUCGUCCAAAGGAAAGCCGAGGCGAAGAGCUCCUGCCGCUAACACCGCCACUGCCGCCGCUCGGACUUCACCCAGGUUAGUGGUUACUUCCUCCUCCGGCUGUAGCUGCGGGAGAACGGCCCUAGAAUCGGUCACAGCUGGCUCGCCGCUUCCUCCACCAUCUCCACCAGAACUCCGGAUUGAACCGCCUUUUUUAAGUCAAUAUUCAUUUCAUGCUGAAGAUGAUGCCAACGCCAUCAUUAUCGAAAAGGGACACAAAACUUCAGCCAAAAAAAUCAACGGCUCAGAUGAAGAGUUGAAAUCCCCGGCGCAGAUUGAUCUUCCACCAAUCAUUACAAGGUCAUCCUCGUCCUCAUCCAAGCAUGAAGAAACCGACGCCGCAGAUGGGUCUACGUGUCCGUCGAUCACCGUCACAAAGAAGGAUAAAGCAUUUGCAAAGGAACCCAGAAGCAGCCCUUCGCGCCGAUUUCCGGUGAACUCUCCGGGACCAAAGUUACGGAUUAUGAACUCUCCGAGAGUUUCAAGCAAGAGAUUUGGUCACGUUGGACGCCGGAAAAGUGGGUCGGCGGCGGCGAAGAGAAGUUUGACCGAAAGCCUGGCAAUCGUAAAGUCAACGAACGAUCCACAGAGGGAUUUCAGAGAAUCAAUGGUGGAGAUGAUUGUGGAGAACAAAAUGAGGGCGUCCGAUGAAUUGGAAGAUCUCCUUGCAUGCUAUCUGUCUCUGAACACCGACGAGUAUCACGACAUUAUCAUAAAAGUUUUCAAGCAAAUCUGGUUCGACAUGACGGAGAUUGGAGUCCACUAGUUUGGUUGCAUCAUAAAAUCAGCAUCUUAGCGUUUCCUCUUCAGUUCCUAAUACUUGAUAGUCAAAUUCAAUCCAGGAGCUUGUAAUGAAGUUAUUAGAUAAAAUGAUACAUAUGGUGUCCUUAAUCAUUCUAAGCUUGAAAUAAACUCAAUUAUUGAAUAGUAACAUACAAGCUCCUGGAUUUU